Cloeon dipterum is the source of this 3250-nucleotide messenger RNA. It is a transcript of the gene Fmr1, whose product is annotated as synaptic functional regulator FMR1. Gene Ontology annotation, biological process: regulation of modification of synaptic structure; regulation of mRNA stability; regulation of dendritic spine development. The transcript has 13 exons. The record is from RefSeq and is a predicted model, not a curated record. Gene Ontology annotation, molecular function: translation regulator activity; mRNA 3'-UTR binding; protein homodimerization activity. Bases 97 to 2055 code for a protein of 652 amino acids. Lineage: Eukaryota; Metazoa; Arthropoda; Insecta; Ephemeroptera; Baetidae. Gene Ontology annotation, cellular component: axon; neuronal cell body; membrane.
GCUAGUGUCCAGUCUCUUGAAAACGCAGCUAGCGGCAUCUGGCAGCAGAAUCUCGUUGAUGCUUUUUGGAAGCGACCAAAACCAAAAUUAUUCAAGAUGGAGGACGCUGAAGUUGAAGUUCUUGGAGAUAACGGAGCGUAUUACAAGGCUCGAGUGACUGACGUUUUCGAGGAAGAAGUGAAAGUCAGUUUUGAAAAUGACUGGCAGCCCGAGUCCAAGUUCCCGUUCUCACAGGUCCGGUUGCCCCCUCCGCCUCGACCUGAAGGUGCUGCAAGACCUGAGUUCCUGGAAGGCCAGGAGGCAGAAGUGUUUUCGUGUUCCCAGACCGAGGAGGAGUGCGGCUGGUGGAAGGUUGUAAUCAAGAUGAUGAAGGGUGGGUUCAUUGUGGUCGAGUAUGCUGGUUGGGGUGAUAGCGCUUACACUGAAAUCGUCAACGAGGAAGAUCUGCGACCUAGGAAUCCAAACCCUCCAAUAGAUUCAAACACAUUUCACAAAUUUGAAAUUCCUGUCCCUGAAGAGCUGCGAGAAGAUGCAAAAAUGGAGAGUGCUCAUUCUGAAUUUCUCAAGGUGAUUAAGGCUGCUUCUGUCAGAUUCAUCCCAGAAUCAGGUGUACUCAGGGUCAUUUCGAGGAAUGAUUCAAGUCAGCGGUUGAGCUCAAUGGUUCAAGAUAUGCAUUUUCGGAACCUUUCUCAACGUGUGCUCCUGCUGAGGCGUAUGGAAGAGAGUGCCCGUCAAUUAGCAUCAACGAAACAACAUGAGAAAGCAACAUUCAAUGAUGAGUUUAGCGUGAGAGAGGAUCUCAUGGGCUUGGCCAUAGGAGCUCAUGGUGUUAAUAUACAGCAAGCUAGAAAGUUACCUGGUAUCACCAACAUAGAAUUAGAGGAAAACACUUGUACAUUUAGGAUUUGCGGUGAAAAUAGGGAGUGUGUCCGGAAGGCACGGAAUAUGCUUGAAUAUGGCGAGGAGAGUAUCAAAGUGCCAAGGUUGCUUGUUGGAAAGGUCAUUGGCAAGAGCGGACGCAUAAUUCAAGAGAUCGUCGACAAGAGUGGCGUGGUGCGUGUGAAAAUUGAAGGAGACAACGAGCCACAGCCCAGCCAGCCCAGGGAAGAGGGACAGGUGCCAUUUGUAUUCGUUGGAACGGUGGAAAGCAUUGCCAAUGCCAAAGUUCUCCUGGAGUAUCAUUUAUCACACUUGAAAGAUCUGGAGAAGCUGAGACAGGAGAAGUUAAACAUUGAACAGCAGCUCAACUGCCUUCAGCUUUAUCCUCAGACUAGAAGUUUUCGCAGGGGCUUUGAACAAGACAGAUCUGAUGACAGGAGUUUACGAGGUGGUUUCUCUGGCAGUAUUCCUGGAAGAGGAGGUCGAGGAAGAGGCAUGAGGGGCGGAAGAGGGGACGCUUCUCUUAGAGGAGGCAGGGCUCCAAGCGGGCCAUCAAAGAGCCAUCUCAAUGAUCAUCCUGCAGACUCUAGGGAGCACUACUCGGACCGGGGCAGGCGUGGCAUGCGAGACCGAAGACAACGAGUGAACGACGAGGAAGAAUCGGUGCUAGACCAGAAGCAGCCAUCGACUGGAGGGCCUGGUGCUGCUGACAGCAACAAAAUAACAGACUCGGCUGGAAGUAGCAUUGACAAUGCUAAGGCAAGGCAACGCCAGAGCAGUCGCGGCAAGAGAGGGUCUCAGCGAGGCCGUGGCGACUCGAGGCGAGGUGGCCUCAACAUGGGCAUGGCUGCCGCCGCUCCCAUUGGAAACAAUGACAAGCAGGGUGUCAUGACCGAGACUUGCAGUUGGGCAGACGCUGUCCCAGAUACCGGCCGCGUGGAGAACUGGGAACCUGGCAGUCAGCCGGCCCCUGGAAAUUCAUUUGCUGGGAACGCCACUCAGCCCCCCAUCAAAGGAUCAAAGCCUCCUCCUCCCAAAACUCAAAGACCGGCCCGAGGGAAACUUCCAGCCAAAUCAGCUUCGCCUGUUUCUGGAGCCAGCCAGGGUACUGUACAAGAAGCUGUUGUCCCUCAGCAGAAAACACCAUCACCAUCACUCACAAAUGGCAGCUCUUAAUGUAAAUUAAUUCCUCUUCCUCUGCGUGGUUAGAGAGCCAGAGUGGCCAGAGUAACGGAGAGAAGCCAUGCAUUCUCGUACAGUUAAACAACAUACUUACAUUGGUUGCGAUUUCAAAGGUGUAAUUAAAACCAGAACUUGCCAAUGUCCAUAGUGCAGCUCUGUACCUUUUUGAGUGUUGUCCUUAUUUUGUGCACUAAAUUUGUGAUACAAGCCUCAAUAGCUUCAAUACUUUGGUAAUCGGUUACACCAGUCGGAUCCUACUUAUUACUCUCUUCAUUUAGGCAUUUUUCUAACUAUUGCAACACACAGAAAUGCUUAACAAAAAAAUUCAACUAGCAACUAUUUUACAAAAUACUUCUUCGGUGGAAAUCUGUUUUGAAAGGGCCCAAACAGGUGUGUUUUGAAUGAACUGAUUACUUUGAAUGAUAUUUGCAUUUGUUAGAUUGCAAUGACUUGAAAAAUGUUGAAUGAAACUGUUUCAGAAUGUUCAAAUGCAGUGUCACAAAUGUUCCCUUGCAAAGUGCAUGUAAACUGAAAUCAAAUCGGCUACCUUAUAAGCAAAUUUUUGGGUCCUUUACUGAAGAAAAAUAUUGUGCAAGCUGGUAUCGACCAUUAUUCAUUGUAAAUAUACUUUCUAAGUUAUGAGUCCUAAUCUGCUUGAACAAUUGCAGGUGUCCAAUCAAACUUCUCUUUUUGUAUGCAAAAAUGACACUUACCUAUUUGUCCCAGCAGAGGAAAGAAACCAACAGAACACUUCAAAAAGUAUUACGCCCUUCAUUUUGCUGCGCCCAUGGACAGGCCAGAAUUCUUGGAUCUUUUUGAUUUAUCACGAUAAUUAAUAUUGUUGAUCGCAAACCACUCUCUUUCCAAGUAAGAUAAAUUUAAGUUUUUUGUUUGCAGACAUAUUGCUCUUUACAUCCUAAGUUAUUUUGUGAGUGAUCGGCCCUGUAGCGAAUUAAUAAUAAUGCAAGAUUGUGCCUUUCUUGCCAUGGGUGCAGCUUGUAUUUUGAUUCUUUUUAUUAAAAAGUUGAUCGAAAACCUCAAUUUGAACGAAUAUUAAGGUACUUUUCAUACUCCCCGAUUCAUGGUGUGAAAUUAUCAUUUUUUGUUUACAUUACCUGCAGAAUUGUUAAUCUCUGCUUUCAUCACAUUAAUUAACCGUAAAUAAAAAUAAAGUUGCUGAAUAUUUCAA